Amaranthus tricolor (Joseph's coat) is the source of this 1531-nucleotide messenger RNA. RefSeq names its product myb family transcription factor PHL7-like. Gene Ontology annotation, molecular function: DNA-binding transcription factor activity; DNA binding. NCBI's taxonomy places the organism in Eukaryota, Viridiplantae, Streptophyta, Magnoliopsida, Caryophyllales, Amaranthaceae. The record is from RefSeq and is a predicted model, not a curated record. The transcript is spliced from 7 exons. Bases 178 to 1068 code for a protein of 296 amino acids.
CAUUAGUUGGGCUGCCUUGCCUAAUGGCUUGUUGUUGUUGAGCAUUGUUUCUUGAAAAAUAGAAGCGGUUUGACGAGUGACUAUGGAAUUCAACCCAUUUCCUCUUUUGUUUGACCACUAAAUUGCGGCCGUCAACCGAGCUUGAACGACAGUCCAAGGACUGUGGUGUUGGAAAUAAUGGAUCCUGUAAGUAAUAAUCCUAAUCUGUCUUCAAAGCAACGACUCCGUUGGACCCAUGAACUUCACGAACGUUUUGUUGAUGCAGUGGCACAACUUGGUGGGCCAGAUCGUGCUACACCCAAAGGUGUUCUUAGGGUCAUGGGGGUACAGGGCUUGACAAUAUAUCAUGUCAAAAGCCAUUUACAGAAAUAUCGCCUUGCGAAGUACCUUCCUGAUUCCUCAUCUGAAGGGAAGAAAACCGACUGGAAGGAAUCUGCAGAUUUGCUUUAUGGUCCGGAAAAUUCAUCUGGCAUGGAAAUCACUGAGGCACUAAAGCUGCAGAUGGAGGUGCAGAAGAGAUUGCAUGAGCAAUUAGAGGUGCAAAGGCAGCUGCAAUUACGAAUAGAAGCUCAAGGCAAAUACUUGAAGAAAAUAAUCGAGGAGCAACAACGCCUUAGUAAAACAAUCGCAGAUGUGCCUGGCUCUGGAGAUUCUAAAUCAAGCUUAUUAAUGUCCGAUAAGUACCUCGGCGCUGAUUCUUUAAAGAGUGACCCAGAAACUCCUCCUCCUAUAUCAGAGUCACCUUUAGGCAAAAACAACAAAGAAUAUGCAGUUGCUAAGACCCUAUCUUUAGACGAGUCUUUCUCGUCUCAUAAUGAGCCAUUGACACCCGACUCUACUAGCCAUGAUGCUUUGACAUCCGAAAAUUAUAUAGAAGAGAGAUCAGCAAAGAAGCCAUGUAUGGCCAACGAUGAUGCCUUUUCAAGCCAAGAGAUGUUAUUUACCGAGCAGAUACUGGAGUCGAGCACGAGUCAAUCUCUUCAACAACGGCACACUAUAUAUGUGGGAGAACCAUUUUAUCCUUCUGCUUUAUCGGUUGGCAAGGAAGACCGAGAAAAAAAGCUAUGAAAAAGUAUUUCGACUCUUAAACUGCUAGCCUUCAUUAAGUGUUUCUAUGUAGCUUUAGUUCCUCAGGGAAGGUUUCUUCUGUUGUAGACCUAUAACCUAUAACUGUCCUUGUCAACUUAUCGGGCUUCAGGAUCCCGUGUUGAUGCCGUUAAGUUUGAGAGAUUCACCUCCAGUGCUGCGCGCUGCGUUUUUCUAAUUUGGAGUUUGUUUCUCCCUGCUUGAUGAUGAUAGCAACAGCAUAUACCUAGUUCGGAGAUUUUCUGUUGAGGGCAUAGUUGGGAAUUGAUGAGCAUGUUUCUUGCUUAUUUACGGCUUAUCAUAUCGAGUAUGUCCUCGCUCAUUCCACUUGAAAAUGUUAUAACUUACAAGUACAUGUCUUUAAUCAGAUCUGAUCGAUAGUGUUAGAAUUUGUAACAGGAUUUUUGUUCAUUUUUAUUCUUAUUUAACAUGUAGUUUUUUAAUU